AUGGACGACUUCACCGCAGAGAUACUCGCCGCAGGGCGGGGCCUUGACUCUACCGAGGACUCUCGUCGGCGUCGCGGCCAUGGUGAUGAUGAUGACAAGACACCUGCUGCUGGUGCCGACUCGAACUCUCCUUCGAAUACACCUUCAGGGUCAGAGACGCCGUCUCAGAAAACAGGCCUACGUGGAGGCUUUGCGGCUAUUCGUCAAAAAGCCAACAUACAGGAUCGAUUGGUAGAGAAACUUUUACAGCAAGUUAUACCUACCGAUGAUGAUGACCAGAAUGACGUCCAAUUUGUGGGUGACGAGCAAACACCCACUCAAACCGAAAGACCAAACUUCAAUAUCACCACUAUGUCCUUCAACUUUCGCCGUUUCAAUGCCCGAAUAGGCGUGGUCUUCAAGUUUCAGGCGCGCGUCGAGCGCAUCCUGUCCUGGAAACAGGCGUCACAUACCAUCUCCCUCCUCGCCGUCUACAGCUUUGUCUGUUUAGAUCCGUAUCUCAUCUUCGUGUUACCUAUCGCCAUACUUCUACUAGGGGUGUUCAUCCCCUCCUUCAUGGCAAGACACCCUGCGCCGCCGAAAGGUACGCUGUCAAGUGAGCAAAAUGUUGGAUAUUCACCCCAAGGGCCGCCUCUGGCGCCUGCGGCAACGGUAAAGCCGGUCAAGGAGCUCAGUAAGGAUUUCUUCAGAAACAUGCGUGAUCUACAGAAUUGCAUGGAUGACUUCAGUCGCGGGCAUGAUCAAGUCGUCUCUCUACUGGUACCAGUAACAAAUUUCAGUAAUGAAGCACUGAGUUCUACGCUUUUUUUAUUUCUCACAGUGAGCGGCAUAGCCAUGACUGUUUCAGCUCACCUUCUGCCUUGGCGGAUCAUCUUUCUUGUGGGCGGUUGGGCCAUCGUUGGUAUGGGUCAUCCUUAUGUUGCCCGCCUCCUUGCAGCUGCUCAUCGCGAGCACCUACAACCGCAAGGGGCAAAAGCACAAUAUUGGCUGGAAAACUGGACCAACUCGGAUAUCAUACUCGAUACGAGUCCUGAAACACGCGAAGUCGAAAUCUUCGAACUGCAGCGUAAAACCUCUGGCGGUGGCGAGUGGGAGCCCUGGUUGUUCUGCCCUUCUCCCUACGAUCCCCUCUCGCAACCUCGCAUCGCUGGUGAACGACCUCGAGGUUCCCGCUUUUUUGAGGACGUCAUGCCUCCCGAGGCAUGGGAGUGGAGUGAGAAGAAAUGGGCUCUGGAUCUCUGGAGUCGCGAGUGGGUUGAAGAGCGCAUCAUCACAGGUGUCGAAGUUGAAACAGAAGGUGAGCGUUGGGUGUAUGAUAUCUGGGACGAACGAGAUGAGCGCACUGGCGUCGUAGACCUUCCUGUCAACGACAAGGGAAAGCAGAAAGCGACAUCUAUGCCAAGCUGGGAAGAGAAUGAAGAUGGGAGUGGCAGGAGAGGAAACUGGAGACGGCGACGAUGGGUCAGGCUGGUGAAGCGUAAAGCAAUUCCGGUGCAGCCGAAUUGA
Molecule: messenger RNA, 1506 nt
Organism: Fusarium venenatum
Lineage: Eukaryota; Fungi; Ascomycota; Sordariomycetes; Hypocreales; Nectriaceae
Product: integral peroxisomal membrane peroxin-domain-containing protein
Biological process (GO): peroxisome organization
Cellular component (GO): peroxisomal membrane
Source: RefSeq, a predicted model, not a curated record